ACUUAGAAUGUUCAUCGUCUGGACAACUCAGCCAACCUCUUGGAAGCAGGUGUGUGACCUCCAUGUCCUGCAGUGGUCAGAAUAUGGAGAACUUCUCACUCCUCAGCAUCUCUGGACCUCGAAUCUCAUCUUCUGCCCUGAGCGCUUUUCCUAACAUUAUAUCCUCACGUGCCACCAGCUUGCCAGACAUUGCAAAGACAGCGGUACCCACUGAGACAUCCAGCCCAGCUCAGGCCCUGGCAGCCCAGUACCAAAGCAGUGCUCUCCGGCACGGGGUGCACAACACCACACUCUCAGCAGACUGCACACUGGGGGACACUCAGAGUGGGGAGCAGCUGAGGCGGAACUGCACCAUCUACCGGCCCUGGUUCUCCCCCUACAGCUACUUCGUGUGCGCAGACAGAGACAGCCACCUAGAGACUUACAGCUUCCCAGAGGUGCAGCGGGACGAGGGCAGGGGGGACAGCUGCCUUCUUGAGGACGUGGCUGAGAGCAUCUGCUCGUCCUCUUCCUCCCCAGACAACACUUGCCCUCGAGAAGCCACCAGGAAAACCCGGCAUGGCCUGGACUCCAUGGACUACAUCACAUCCCAGGACAUCAUAAUGGCCUCCAAGUGGCACCCGGCACAACAGAACGGCUACAAGUGCGCGGCCUGCUGCCGCAUGUACCCCACCCUGCACUCACUCAAGAGCCACAUCAAGGGGGGCUUCAAGGAGGGCUUCAGCUGCAAGGUGUACUACCGCAAACUCAAAACCCUCUGGGGCAAGGAGCAGAAGGCCCGGCCCGGAGACAGGCUCUCCUCUGGCAGCUGCCAGGCCUUCAAGUAGUCCUGCCACACACCUCAGGUAAACAGGGCGGUGCCUGCUUAUGACUCUAGAGAGAUGCCAAUAAAUCAAAGUUAGUCACAGC
Otolemur garnettii (small-eared galago) is the source of this 909-nucleotide messenger RNA. RefSeq names its product spermatogenesis associated 46 (gene SPATA46). Gene Ontology annotation, cellular component: nuclear membrane. The coding region runs from base 63 to 827 and encodes 254 amino acids. Gene Ontology annotation, biological process: fertilization. The record is from RefSeq and is a predicted model, not a curated record. The transcript has 3 exons. NCBI's taxonomy places the organism in Eukaryota, Metazoa, Chordata, Mammalia, Primates, Galagidae.